Messenger RNA from Argentina anserina (silverweed cinquefoil), 1611 nucleotides. Its product is annotated as fasciclin-like arabinogalactan protein 2. The record is from RefSeq and is a predicted model, not a curated record. NCBI's taxonomy places the organism in Eukaryota, Viridiplantae, Streptophyta, Magnoliopsida, Rosales, Rosaceae. The coding region runs from base 135 to 1361 and encodes 408 amino acids. The transcript has 2 exons. Gene Ontology annotation, cellular component: plasma membrane.
UACUUUGAGGGAACAUAUACUUGUGAAGUACCACUACCACUCAUCACUCAUCACAUAAAAGUGAUAAAACCCCCCACAUCUCCUUCCUCUUUCUACUCCCUCCCACCUUACCAUAACCCCCUAGAUUUCCAAAUAUGGCACCACCACCGCCCCUCACCUCCACCCUAGCCCUCUCCCUCUCCGCCGUCCUCCUCCUCCUACUCUCCUCCACCUCCCAAGCACACAACAUCACCCGCAUUCUCGCCAAGCACCCCUCCCUCUCCACCUUCAACCACUACCUCACACUCACCCACCUCGCCGCCGAGAUCAACCGCCGCCAGACAAUCACCGUUCUCGCUAUUGACAAUGCCGCCAUGGACGCCAUCCUCGCCAAGCACUUCUCCAUUCCUACCCUCAAGAAUGUGCUUUCCCUCCACGUCCUGGUGGAUUACUUCGGCGCCAAGAAGCUCCACCAGCUCACCGGCGGCUCCACCUUGACUGCCAGUAUGUUCCAGUCCACAGGCACGGCCGACGGGACCUCCGGCUACGUGAACAUCACUAACCUCAAGGGCGGUAAAGUUGGGUUUGGUACUGAAGACAACGACGGGAAGCUCAACUCCUUUUACGAGAAAUCUGUGCAGGAGAUCCCAUACAAUAUCUCCGUCCUCCAAAUCAGUCAGGUCCUAACUUCAGCCGAAGCAGAGGCGCCAACUGCCGGUCCAAGCGACGUGAACCUAACCUCCAUCCUAGCCAAGCAAGGCUGCAAAGCCUUCUCUGACUUGUUGAUCUCAACCGGUGCCGACGCCACUUUCCAGACAAACGUCGACGGAGGACUAACCGUCUUCUGCCCCACCGACGCCGUGGUCAGCGCCUUCGCUCCCAAGUUCAAGAACCUAACUGCUCCACAAAAGCUGGCGUUGGUUUUGUACCACGGUAUUCCGGUAUACCAGUCCCUUCAGAUGCUAAAAGACAACAACGGCCUCAUCAACACUCUUGCCACAGACAAGGGCAACAAGUACGACUUCAAGGUGCAAAACGACGGCGAGGAGGUGACCGUGGAAACCGAGGUCGUGACGGCGAAGAUCACCGGAACUGUGCUGGACCAGGAUCCUUUAGUGAUCUACAAGGUGAACAAAGUGUUGCAGCCUAAGGAACUGUAUAAGGUGGUGAAGACUAAGAAGGCUAAGGCUGCUCCCUCUCCCAAGGCCGACGCUCCGUCAGAUGACGACGCGGACGCGCCGUCGGAGGAAGUUGCUGACGCGCCGUCAGAGGAUAGUUCGGAGGAUGCCACGGCUGAUGACAAUGGAGUGAGUGGGUUGAUGAAGGGCGGGAGAUUGGUUUUGGUUGGUUUGAGUUUGUGUGUUGGGGUUUUGCUUAUGUGAUUACUAGAUUGAGAGAGGUUGAUGAAUUUCUGGUGGAGAUUUGAAUUCUUUUUCAUUUGGUGCAGUGAAUAAUAUUGGAAAAUUGAAAAGGUGAGUGUUUUGUUCAAAUUAAAUAUCUUUUUAUAGUUUUUGGGGCUCUUCAUGAUUUGUAAUUUUGUAUAGUGUUGAUGUACUAAGUUAUCGGAAACAAAAGAAAAAUUGUAUUGUACCAAAGUUCCAAAGAAAGAAAAAGAGAGACUGGAGUGUACUA